Molecule: messenger RNA, 1226 nt
Organism: Marmota monax (woodchuck)
Lineage: Eukaryota; Metazoa; Chordata; Mammalia; Rodentia; Sciuridae
Gene: Hmga2
Product: high mobility group AT-hook 2
Exons: 5
Coding region: 792-1121 (109 amino acids)
Biological process (GO): regulation of DNA-templated transcription
Cellular component (GO): nucleus; chromatin
Molecular function (GO): transcription coregulator activity; DNA binding
Source: RefSeq, a predicted model, not a curated record
CCAGCCCGGGCAGCGAGCGCUUGGUGCAGGACGCAGAAGCUAGCGGCCAGUCUCUCUGACUCUUCGGUGCCGCCGCUGCCUGCUCCCGCCACCCGAGGAGGCGGGGUGCCACCCACUCCUCUGUCCCUUGCUUGCGCUGAGUGCCCGACUUGAGCUCGACCGCAUCUUCCCUUUCCCUCCCGACUGCCCAAGUCACUGUUUCUUUCUCUCUCUCUCCCUCGAUCGCUCCCUUCCUUCUCUCUCUCUCUCUCUCUAGCGCGGGGAAAAGAGGAGGAGGAAUUCUUUCCCCGCCUAACAUUUCAAGGGACACAAUUCACUCCAAGUCUCUUCCCUUUCCAAGCCUCUGCCGAAGUGCUCCCAGUGCCCGCAACUCCUGAUCCCAAACCGAGAAAAGAGUCUCUCCAACUUCAAACCCUCUUUUCUUUUCCUCGGCUUCCCUCCUCCGCUCGCUACCUCCACCGCCAAAACCACCUCCACCUUCGGCACUCACCCACCACUGUCGCCGCCACCGGCAGCGCCUCCUUCUCUCCUCCUCCUCCCCUCUUUUCUCUUUGGCAGCCGCUGGACGUCCGGUGUUGAUGGUGGCAGCGGCGGCAGCCUAAGCAACAGCAGUCCUCGCAGCACUCCAGCUCUCGCUCUCCCUGCCUGCUUUUCCAGCCCUCUCACCCAGUCUCCCGAAAGGUGCUGGGCAGAUUCCGGGUGGCUGAGGCUAAGCGGCUGCAGCAGCAGUAGCGGCAGCGGUAGCGGCGAAGGCAGCGCUUGCGGCGGCGGCGGCGGCUGCAGGAGGCAGGAUGAGCGCACGCGGUGAAGGCGCCGGGCAGCCGUCCACUUCAGCCCAGGGACAACCUGCAGUCCCGGCGCCUCAGAAGAGAGGACGCGGCCGACCCAGGAAGCAACAGCAAGAGCCAACCUGUGAGCCCUCACCUAAGAGACCCAGGGGAAGACCUAAAGGCAGCAAAAACAAGAGUCCUUCUAAAGCAGCUCAAAAGAAAGCAGAAGCCACUGGAGAAAAACGGCCAAGAGGCAGACCCAGGAAAUGGCCACAACAAGUCGUUCAGAAGAAGCCUGCUCAGGAGGAGACUGAAGAGACAUCCUCCCAAGAGUCGGCGGAGGAGGACUAGGUGGCGCCAGCGUUCGAUUUCUACCUCAGCAGCAGUUGGAUCUUUCGAAGGGAGAAGACACUGCAGUGACCACUUACUCUCUAUGGCCAUGGUCUUUCCACUUUC